Molecule: messenger RNA, 1768 nt
Organism: Pocillopora damicornis (cauliflower coral)
Lineage: Eukaryota; Metazoa; Cnidaria; Anthozoa; Scleractinia; Pocilloporidae
Product: traB domain-containing protein
Source: RefSeq, a predicted model, not a curated record
GUUAGUGAUUCAUCAACAAAAAUGGCUGACACAGGUGAGGGAGAUCAAAGAAUAUCAAGUGAAAUAGACGAACAAAAACCAGAAAGUAGCCAAGAGGUAGAGAGUGAAGAGGGUGACAAUCUUAAUUUUGAAGAUGCAAGGGAAGGAGGAAAUGAUGAAAGCUUUGGUGACAGUGAUGAGGUUGAGGAUGAACAGCUCAUGGUGAUAGAGACUCCAGAAGGAUUGACCCUUGUAGAACCAACAGAUAAUUCAUCUUUUUAUAUUGUUCAGGAACACGAAGGACAUGAAACCCCUCUAGGGAUGCCUCCUGAGCCUGAAGUCCCCCAGGAUGUUAGUAUAUCUGAAGAACUCCUAAUGAACAUCCAAAGGUUGAGAAGAAGCUCAAGCCCAGAGCUCCCUGAUACAGUAACCAAGCUUGAAACUCCUGAGGGCUGCAAAGUUUAUCUUGUUGGAACUGCUCACUUUAGUAAGGAAAGCCAAGAUGAUGUGGCAAAGACUAUUCAAGCUGUCCAGCCUGACAUAGUGCUAGUUGAACUUUGCAAAAGUCGAGUCGACAUUCUUAAAUAUGAUGAAGAAUUUCUACUCAGGGAAGCAAAGAAUAUUGACUUGCAAAAGCUGAGACUUGCUAUUAAACAUAGUGGGGUAAUAGCUGGUGUGAUGCAAGUUCUCUUACUUAGUGUGUCAGCACACAUAACCAAGCAGCUUGGAAUGGCCCCAGGUGGAGAGUUUAGAGAAGCUUACAGAGAGGCUAGGAAGAUACCAGAAUGUCAAAUUCAUUUAGGAGAUCGUCCCAUUCAGGUGACACUUUCUAGGGCAAUGGCUGCAUUGAGUAUAUGGCAAAAAAUGAAAUUAGCCUGGCAUCUUAUGAUGACUAAAGAUCCCAUUAGCGCAGAGGAUGUAGAGAGAUGUAAACAAAAGGACCUUCUAGCUGAAAUGUUGGCUGAGAUGACUGGAGAUUUUCCCACGUUGUAUAAAGUUUUUGUUUCUGAAAGAGAUCAAUACCUGGCGAGAUCACUAAGAUUAUCCGCUAUGCCCAUUGAAAUCCACAAUGCCGAUGGAGAGCCUCAAGGAGUCGUCCCCAGUGUUGUGGUGGGUGUGGUCGGAAUAGGACACGUGGAUGGAAUUACUGAUAAUUGGGAAAAGGACAUUGACGUGAAAGAACUAUUAAGAAUUCCAGAAGCAAGCAGAGCAAGUAGGCUUAUACGCCUUUCAUUGAAAGCCUUUGUAGGGAUUUUCCUCGCUUGGGGAGUUUACAAACUUGGAAAGUACACACGAAUAGGCUCGUAUAUUCCAUUCUUAAACUGAGUAAUAAUCACGGACUUGUCAAAUUGGUUUUGGUAAUAUGAGCGAAUAUGGCCUCGAAAUUAGUGAAUAUUUAAAUGUAUUUAUUCCUUCCCAAGAUAGGAAAGGGGAUUGUAAAGUGAAGGACGGAAACUGUGUUAAUCUUGAAAGGGUGAAUUUUCACAUUUCCUCGCAAGAAUACAGCCAGUAUUUGAACAAAAUCUAAAAUCUGAUGAGCAUUGUCCUCACCACCUGAACGAGAAGGAAUUGAAUGCUUUGAAUCGAUAAGAAGUAUGUUACAUCAAGGCUUUUGGAGGAAAUUUAGAGUAGAACUUUUACAAGUAAAUUUUAACAUAUCUCACUUUUAUCGUCAUUGAUUACAGAAAUUAAGAGAUAGACUGAGUUGUGCUGCUAUUAAAUUAUUUUACUGUGACAUACAUUGGUUUUUAAAGAACAUUAUAGCACCCUUUAAAAAGAUUUUGAUUUA